AUGAGUCUUACGGAAACCCGAACACCAACCCAAACACCUACCAUGUCCAAAGGUUGGAGUAACUUCCAUGUGGGAAGAGAAUGUAGUCACCAGAAGUGGGCUCGACGAAACAUCCCCAAGUUCACCGUCUCCUCCGGCGAGACCGUCUCGUUCGACGCCAUUGACAGCAGCAAUGGCCAACUCGACACCUCAUCCAACGCCGCAGCCAUCAAGGCCCUGGAUCUCGGCCUGGCCAAUCCCGUUUUCGGCCCGAUUUAUAUGAACGACGCUCAACCGGGCGAUGUCCUCAAGGUGGAAGUCCUCGACUUGGAGGUCGCCGACUGGGGCUGGUCCGCCAUCAUUCCGGGCUUUGGUCUGCUGGCAGACGAAUUCCCCGAGCCUGAACUCAAGAUCUGGGAGCUGAACCGCGAGGCCGGCUUCGCCCAGUUCAAGAACAUGCGAAUCCCCCUCCGCCCCUUCCUGGGAUGUAUGGGUCUCGCCCCCGCCAGCGACGAGGAGCUUUCCACCGUCCCGCCCACCAACGCAGGCGGCAACAUGGACUGCCGGGAGCUGAGCGUAGGCUCAACCGUCUACCUCCCCGUGCAGACCGCUGGGGCCCUUUUCAGCUGUGGUGAUGGCCAUGCUGCCCAGGGCCACGGCGAAGUCUGCGGUACCGCCAUCGAAACCCCGAUCCGAGCUACCCUGCGCUUCGAACUCGUCAAGAACCAACCCUGGAUGACGGCCCCUCAGUUCCAGACUCCUCCUCGCGCCCAGAUUCCCAACCCCCUCCCCGACCUUGGCACCUACGGCGCUCUCGGCGUGGCCCCCGACUUGUACGAGGCUACUCGGAGUGCCACCCGGAAUUUGAUUCAAUGGCUUGUGCAGACUAAGGGUCUUACACGCAGCGAGGCCUACAUCCUUGCCAGUGUUGCAGGAGACCUGCAGAUUGCCGAAGUGGUCAACGUGCCCAACUUCGAAGUGGCCAUGACUCUGCCUCUGGGCAUCUUCUCUUGA
Messenger RNA from Penicillium olsonii, 993 nucleotides. The record is from the annotation of a GenBank genome assembly. Lineage: Eukaryota; Fungi; Ascomycota; Eurotiomycetes; Eurotiales; Aspergillaceae.